Molecule: messenger RNA, 7845 nt
Organism: Dimorphilus gyrociliatus
Lineage: Eukaryota; Metazoa; Annelida; Polychaeta; Dinophilidae
Source: the annotation of a GenBank genome assembly
GGGCAGAUAGAGAGAAAAGAAAGGACGAAAGCAAUCAAGAACGGACAGACAGAGCGCGAGAUUCUCCGCAUAUGAUAGUCAGUAUGGCGUCCAUCUCUCUGUAUAACACCGCAAGCCGAGCGGAGCUGGUCGUACGAGAUAAGGAUAUAGGCGCGCAGCGUCGUUUGAUCGUUUGUCUUGUUUUUUAGAUUUAACCCUAAAAGUCACUUUUCAUCAGAUAUCUUUGAUGUUUAUUGUCACACUAUACAAUAGGUUUUUUAUUUAUUGUUUUUCGCUAGUCGACUGUAUUGAUUUUAAGUUCUUUUUUUUCGUUAUCGGAACUAUGGUAAUCCAUAUAUUCCGUAAACGGUUUCUUUACAACUGGCACUGAAUUCGAGCAUAACGCUCGUGGAGCGGGUCACUAGACUCGUAACCCCUUACGCAUGGCGGUGAACAGCGCUGGAGAUGAAUUAGACCACCCAUCUUUGCGACGUCCGUCCGAACGGACGCCUAUUGCACACGUCGAACGGCCGUCGAGGAUUGAAAGACUAGAGGGGUAGGAGGAGCGGAAGGGAUAGAAUCCCGCACCUUGCUCGCAGGCGAAGGGGAAACGCAUUAGCUGCAGCAAUUGCCACAAAAAUGGAUUGCGUAGCUCGGUGUUGUAUGAGCGAGGCGAGGCGUGAGCUUCAUUAACCUUUUGGAGCGUCUAUUCGCCGCCAAUCUUCGUCAUGAUGGUGCAAGAGAAAAAUAAGGGAGAAUUUAUUUUCUCUUAUUGCGGUCUUAUUUCUCUCUUAUUUUUUAAUAGAAAAAGAGGCCAUUCGCCGAUAGAUUUAAUUCAUAUACAUCUAGUUUGAUCUCAAUUAAUAUUUGACGGUGUCGGGUAGCCGGUAAGGCAAGCAAAGUGGCAGCAAAAAUGACAAACUAAUCCUCGGCUCACUGUCACAAUCAAUCACUAGAAACAACCGUUCCCCUUAAGACAAUGCAAAUCGCUUUGCAAUGAGUACGAAACGUGCGCUCGCACCACCCUCCGCAUAUGGCGGUGAAAGGAUCAAACGUUUGUCUGUAGAAAAUAGGGCCUGCCGACUAGUUUGCACUUGGUCAAUAAUCAUUUAUUUGUAAAGUAAAUGUAUCGACUAAGAAAAAAAAAGAAUAGGUUGGAAAGCGGUAGAAGAAGGUAAAGUGGGGGAUAAGGGAGGGUUAAGGGGGGUAAGAAUAAGAGUAGAAAUAUACGGGACGGCGGGGUUUCACGCUAUACCGCCGUUCACUCAGCAUUAUAAAACACUAUUUUCAUGCCAUUUUAAUGACUUGUGUAAACAAGACGGCGCUGAUCUGCUGCAAAGCUUGUUUAGUCUCCUAUAUAGAAGCUCGUUGGUGCCUCGUUUUACUCGCGCCAUAAGCAGAAAUUCAAACACUCGUCGCUCGCUUUAUGAAUAGAACGAGUGACGAUCUUGACUUUAAUCUGUAUUUCCUUAUAUUUUUCUCUAUUAUUCCAAUCACGUAUAUAUCCUUUCUGUAUGUUUUGUUUUGUUUUUACCCCAGUUUUCGUAUAAGAUCACCGUUCGAGAUUACUUUUUUCCUUUUUAUCUGUAUCUGUGUGAGUUCGAUAGUUGCGUUUUUUUUUUCCACUCCUUUUUAAAUCAGACGGGAGAUGCCUUACAAGGUCAGGCGAUCUUAAUGACAGAGUCGAAGUUAAUGUAGGCCGAUAACGAUCGUGGUUAGGUUCUAUCAAAACACAGAUCUACGAACGGGGCAAUUGGCGCAGGUGGCGUGAGUCUUCUUAUUCUGCCCGAUCAGACCGCUUUCCUUCACCCACCUGCCUUAACUCCUAUGAAGUAAGGAAAAGAAUUUUUCACUCAACUCUCUCUCAUUCUCUCUCGCUUUCCUUAAUUUCUCUCCUUCUUUCCCACCCUCUUUUACAGUAUAUAAUUCCCCCAUUAAGGGAGUUAUAUAGUCUAGGCGGUUCAAGGAUAUGCUGAUCGAUAGACGAUCGUGAAAGAAAGUGUUAAGGGGGAAAUUGGAAUGUAACUCCUGCUGAUUUCCUUAAUCAAAAACUCGGUGUAUACACAGUACACCAUACACUGUUUCUAUCGUGUAUUUAUAUAUAAAAUAACUACAUAUUUGGUAGAAAUGUUAAAAAAAUACCGUUAGUGUUUUUUUAGAAAAGCGGUGGUAUAAAGAGAAAAAAUAAGAAAGUUUUUCUUUUAUUCUUGUUACUAGAAGGUUUAAUGAAAGAAGAAAAUGCGCAUCGAACUAGAACGCAAUAUAUUCUAAAUACACGUACAUAUAGAGAGAACGUCGAAAAGGAUCAAAGAAAUUGUAUAGAUUACAUGCCCCAUCCCUUUGUGCUUCGAUUCAAAGCAAGAGUGGCCAGUUGGGAGAACGUAGAGCACGCUACAAUGAACGUUGGAGGGUAAGAAGGAGGAAGAUGUUUGUCUUUGUUCCCAUUCAAUUCUACAAUUUCUUUAAUUCUCCUGUUGUCUUGAAAGAACCAUUGGCCAAAAAAAUAAAGAAUAAAGUAUAUGGAAGAAAAGUCUCCGAAUGACCACACACAGCCUUCAGUGCGGGUUGAAUUGCCGGAGGCGAUAAACGUCUGACUGAUUCGGGCAGAAUGAAGAGUUUCGAAAUUCUUUUGAGGUGCGAGGCGAGACAGCGCCAUUUGUUUCUUAAUCAACGCUUCGUCAGCCUUCGUCACGCUGCCCCGAGUAGCCAAAUUCGAAUUGAUGGGCUUUGGCUGUCGGACCGCUAAAUUUUUUUCUCCAACCCUUCAUCCCUUUUUUAGCCUACUUUUCUUAUCAUCCAACUAAUUCUCGUCACCGCCUUCUCAUCCCCUUCAACCUUUUACAGUUCUAGUUUGUUCUAUUUUUCUUCGUUUUCUUUUUUUUCAUUUUCCCGAUUCCUCGCUAUAUUUGAACUGCUAUACUGCUUUCAUGUGGCCGCCGCCGUGUAAGCAGCACCUGCGGCGGUAGGCCACUCCUGGUAGCACCUGCAUGCACGCCUGCUGGCGUGACGAAUAUAAUCAAAAAACAGAACGAACGAAAAAAGAAGGACAGAAACAAUAUAGAGGAGUAAGAAAAAAAAAAAUACAAUAAAGAAUAAGAAAACGAAUGAGAUUGAGAAAAAAAGAAAAUAUUAUUUUUCUAUCGGAAGAAGGCUACUACUUUCAAGAAUUUUUCUAUGGACGAGCAGAACGAAGAAAAAAACCAAGAAAUUUGAGAACAGAGUUGAUCUGCAAAAGUUUGCGGUAGCUGGAGGGAAAAUAAACUGGAGAUGCUCUGCAAACUUGACUACAGCCUCCGUCGCGCACGCCCCAACGUAAUUUGACGCCCCUUCUCCUACAUUACAACCGGUUCGAUAACGCUCGAUCUGUCCAUUUUUAGACAGAUGGCCAAACUCACCCGUAGUUAUAGGAAAAAAAAAUUAAAAAAAACGGGUUCUAGCAAUAAGCCAAUUCAAGCAGGAUGCGGGAGACGCUCCGUCAACCAGCAGCCCGUCGGUUCACUUCCUUCUCGAAGCAGCUUUGCAUUAUCAGGCUGUGCAUACAGUCACAUGACUGCUGACGGUUGGCAAACACACUUGGCAAACUGUUUGUCUCUAGUUGUUUGCACUUUGCAGUGCCUGUGCUUGCCACCUGCAUUCCUCUGAGAGUGCUGUUUGCGUGUUACAGUCAAAUUACUCUUGUCGAGAGCAUUUUGUUUGUUUGACCAAUUCUUCCUCUUGUAUAUAACGCGUAGUAUAAGUACGUACAAACCGUUAGGGGCGUCUAGUCCCUGCGCAUCGUUGAUAAAGAGCUUAAGCAAUACAUUUGCCUCCCCUUUACCCCCGUCUCUCUCCCUCUUUCCCCGUCUCUAUACUGUAAACUUUUUUUUUCGUCACCUUUUCGAUCAUUGUCAUCGAUAGACGUCUUACUUGAUGUUUUUAUCAAGGCAAUUGCUAAAUUUUUGUUCAAUUUGUAACUGCAGAGAUUUUUACUGUAUUAAAAAUACAUUGGACGCCGUCACCCAGCGUCAUAUGCAAGUCACUGCGUGCCUGUCCCUCGCACAUGUUCUUACAAUGCUCAAUUUGUGAUUUGUUCUGACGUCAUUUCGUUGUGUCAAUAGCAGAUGUAAGCAACGCUUUGUGCGGAUUAUACGUAUAAUAUACGUAAAUAAAAAAAACUCAAAUAGGAUGUACAUUAUUUUAUGUUUUGAUUAUAUACAUUCCUUAUUUUUUCAUAUGAAGAAAAGUGACUAAAAUCUUGUCUGUUGGGCGUUAGAAAAACAUACAGAAAGAAAAUUAUUAUUUAGAUUCUAGACGAGCUGUUGUAUAACUAGAUUGUCGAAUCUAGGCGGGAAACGGUAGAGUUCAAAAGCGUCUUUCGUUUAUAAAACAAACUAGAAAUUGUUUGAAGUAUAAAGUGGCGUUGAACGGUACUGGUUAAUGUUAGGGAGGAAAAGCUGCAUAAUGCCUUGUAACUAUGAUGUAAUCGACUUGCGCUCUUGUAUACGAACGCCAACACGUUUUUUUGGAGGCCAGAGGCGGUGUCAGCACCACACAUGAUGAGCAGUUCAGUGCCUAUUGUGUCGCUAACGACUGAGAAUAAUUGCUGUACGCCGUGAAGGCUUUGGUCAUUGUGCGGACUGGUCAAUUGCCGUUUCGGCGAUAUCCGCAGGGCUAAGCAGUUGAGAUUAGGAUUAGACUUCUUUCUGUUCUUUCUUCCUUUUUUCUUUCUAUCACCAGCCUUAAUUCUGUUUAAAUGCAUGUAUUUCAUUCUAACACUGUCUAUCAUAUGUCUGAACCUCUAUCUCUUUCUAUUUACUAUAUAUCUCCUACUUUGCUUUUUAUUCGAUCUAUAAUCCUCUGCGUAACUGUAUACAUAUUAUGUGCAAUACUCUCGUAAUCCUCGCUUAUAUAGAGUUAUAUGUAAACAUUUAUAACUGAACGGUAGUCGUAAUCGCAACUUGUGCAUGUGUGUAUUUGCAUUGCAGUCGCGUCGUUGACCAUCAUGCAGUACGGCCCGAUGAGCAGAGAUACGACUUAUACGAGUUGAUAGACAAUCAGGGAGUUAUAGGCAUAAAAAGCAUGUCAACUGCCUAUAUGCAUAUCUAUAGAAAUUUCUCUUUCUUUCUUUUUUCUCCUUUUUUUUUAAUUCAUCUCUUUUUUUUUUUGAGACGACCAGGUUUUUGUUCAAAAACAUUUCGAAGAUCGUAAAAGAACUCUUUGUAACGGUUGCCACGAUAAAAAUCGCUUGUUUGCCAUCCUACGUUGCGUACGGUAGUGUAAAACGUGCGCUUGUAUGCGUAAGAAUGCACGGCGCCAUGUCACAUGUAAAUAUAAGUAGUAGCCAAUUUCGUGUCAAGGGUAUCGUGCAGACGGUCAAAGAACAAAACUCACUCAGUCUAUUGUAUAAGCGUCUAUUCUCAAUUGUACAUAUGUAUUGUUUAAGGAUAGUUGAAGAAUUGCGUAUAGAGACUUAAGCGAAUUGUCAAAUUGCUUUAAUGAUUGAAAGACAUCGUCGCGAGUUGUAAAAGUGUUGUCAUUUCGCUCCAGAGGCGAAUGAUAUAUUUGUUUUUCCUUUAUUACCUAUUACGGCAUUCCUUGAAGGCUAGUCUACUUUUACUAUUCAAAAAUUCAGCCGUUCGUUUUCGUCAUAAUUGUCUUUAGGUGUUGGCACUGGCUUCCGCCUAUGGCGUGAUAGAUUGGCUAGCCUCCUCUUGGAUUUUGUACAAGUCUUAGCGGUAGAUUUUCCUUGUAUUAUUUCUGUUAUUUUCUCAUCCAGUACGUCUAUAUGAAUAUAGACUUCUCACGGACAACCGACCGCCAAUCUAUACUUGUACAAACUUUAAGUUGUUUGAGUGUUAUUGGUCUAUGAUGAAGUACUGGCGCACUAUUCUUUACGUAUUGAUAAAACUUGAAACUCUCCCCCGACAGAGGCGCACCCCCCGUCGUUAGAGCGAAGAUCUACCUCAUCCUGAUUGGCUACGGCUCGGAGGCCCCGCCCACCGGCCCUUCUGCAAGCGAACAAAACUCGAGCGUGACAUUGAAUGCUCGGUCGAUGCGUUCUGUAGAGCAGGAUAGUUGUUGUACGGAGUUAACAGUAAUGGCGGUGACAUGUGCAGCAUGUGAGAGACCUAUACUCGAUAAAUAUAUAUCGAACGUACUAGAUCAGACCUGGCAUCAGCACUGUGUUCAAUGUUCUGACUGUCACUCGCAGUUGUUCGACAAGUGUUUUUCUCGGGAAGGCAAGCUGUUUUGUAAAGAGGAUUUCUUCAGGCGUUUUGCGACGAAAUGCGGCGGUUGUGGAGAAACGCUGUCCGCCAACGAAUUCGUAAGACGAGCCAGAAAUCGCGUCUACCACCUUAAAUGUUUCACCUGUAUGAUAUGCCGAAAGCAGUUGGCCACCGGCGAACAAUUAUACGUUCUAGAGGAUAAUAAAUUCAUCUGUAAGGAGGAUUAUUUGAGUAAUUCAAAAUAUCAAGCCGGUAAUCUUAGCGAUCACGAAGAUGAAUUGGACUCGACGUCCGCUGGUCUCGACAACUUGGACGACGCCCUCAGCGAAAAAGAUUUGGAGACGAUUAAACAGGAACCUAGUCCGAUAGCCUCCAGUCCACCGCCCACGGAGGACAAGUGCGCUGGCCCUUCGGGGCCGAACGAUGUCGAAAGCUGCCCGGAGGAUAAGCAAGGGACUAACGGCUCCGCCUCUCAGCAAUCUGGCCAGGAUGGUAACGGAAGUGGAGGAGGUCAAAAGAGGAGGGGACCGAGGACAACUAUCAAGGCAAAGCAGCUGGAAACGCUCAAAGCGGCCUUCGCUGCAACUCCUAAACCUACUAGACAUAUACGAGAGCAAUUAGCUCAGGAAACAGGCCUAAAUAUGAGAGUUAUACAGGUCUGGUUUCAAAAUCGAAGAUCGAAAGAAAGAAGAAUGAAACAACUAUCGGCAAUGGGAGCCAGACGGCAUCAGUUCUACUCUAGACCGCACCGGCGGGGCCUUCGGCCGCUUAACGGUCUCGAGGGGAUGGAGGAUAAGAUGAAUCCCGAAUUGAUAGGCGGUCAAGGAGGAUUUUACGCAUUCGGAGAUGGUCAAUCGGAAUUCUAUCCGUAUUCAGCCGCUUACGGUGAAUUUUUUAACCACGCUCACGCAUCGGGCGGGGGCGAAGGACUUCCGUUUCCAAUUCCACCCACUUCGCAGGCGAACAUGGAAGGCGUUCACGGAGGGUCCAUGGUAGCUGAACACUUUAUUGCAGAUACAGUUCCGCCAACGUCUUCUGCAUCGCCAGAACCAGGAUUACCUCCAUUUACUCCCGACUAUCCAAAUUCUCGACAUUUCCCAAAUAAUACUCAAGAAGUGUCCGAGACUUGGUAGAAGUGGCUAAAAUCUAGAAGAAAAAAUUUAAAACUCGGAAAAAAAAAGAAUAAAUGCUACAAUUCUCUUUUUCGAACUGCUAUAUUUAAAAUUAUCUGAAUAUAUACAAAUAUAUACAGUAUAUUGCGUAUAUAAAUAUAUACAUUUACACUGUAUACGUCCGUAUAUAUAGUGAAAUAUAAUUGAUGAUUAUGUAUAUACAGUAAGGAAAAAACGUAAAAAAUACAUGUGUACAUAUUUAUAUAUUAAGUAUUUAAUAUAUAUAUAUAUAAAUAUAUUUGGAAACACUUUUUGUGUAGUUUUUCACAAAUUGACAAACUCAAUCGAUGCCAAAAGUAUACAAACAUGAAUUGUUUUUUUUCUCUCUCUCUCUCUCUCUCCUUUUCUGCCUUCGUCCUCGUCUCUCCCUCUAUUCCGAUCUCGCUCUUUAUUUAUAGUCUCUCACUUUUCUAUCUUUCUAUCCUUCUAUAUUUUCUCUUUUCUAAAUUAAACUGGUCAAAUACAGAAUGAAAAUUUGAUAAUAGAAA